AUGGAGAAGAAGGAAUACAAGCUCAAGGACCUACCGUCCCUCUCGCUCGCUCUCGGCGAGAAGCGUGAGGUCGAGGUCGAAGGCCUCGAAGGGGCCAAGGUCCUCCUCGUGAAUGCGGCGGGCAGGAUCCAAGCGGUCGGUGCCAAGUGCACCCAUUACGGCGCUCCGCUCGCCAAAGGCGUCCUGACCGCGUCGGGACGCUUGACCUGCCCGUGGCAUGGAGCUUGCUUCGACGCGAAAACGGGCGACGUCGAGGAUGCGCCGGCGCUGGACGCCCUCCCCGUCUUCCCCGUCACCGAGCGCGACGGUGCCGUCUACGUCACGGGGGACGAGGCCGCCAUCCGAAACUCCCGCCGGUCGGCCCGCAUGAACUGCGCCGUGGCCGCCGCGGCAGGUGCCGGUCGAGAGAGAAUCGUCGUCGUCGGCGGCGGCUCCGGCGCUCUCGGCGUCGUCGAAGGCCUCCGUGAAAAGGGAUACGCCGGCGCGCUCACCAUCAUCUCCAACGAAGGAUACCUCCCCAUCGACCGACCGAAGCUCAGCAAGGCGCUGCUGACGGACCCGGCCAAGCUCGCUUGGCGUGACAAGAGCUGGUUCGAGGCCGGCUCGGUCGAAUGGGUCGACGGCGAGGUGACCGACGUUGACUUUGCGGCCCGCUCCGUGUCGACGAGGUCCGGUGCCAAGUUUUCCUACACCAAGCUCGUCCUCGCCACCGGAGGCAGGCCGAGAAGGCUUCCGCUGCCGGGCUUCGACGACCUCGGCAAGGUAUUUACCCUGCGCAACGUGCACGACGCAAAGGCCAUUGUCGACGCCAUCGGGGCGACGGCCGAGAAGCGGAUCGUCGUCGUCGGCUCCUCCUUCAUCGGCUUGGAGGUGGCCAACGCCACCUGCAAAGCCAACUCGGUCACCAUCGUCGACAUGGCUCGCACUCCCUUGGAGCGAGUUCUCGGCGAAAAGGUCGGCGCCAGCAUCCAGCGGUCGGCCGAAGGCAGGGGCGUCAAGUUCUGCAACGGCGCCGCCCUCGACAAGGCGACGUGCUCGACCUCGGACCCCGCCAACGUCGGCGCCGUCCACCUCAAGGACGGAACGAGGCUCGAGGCCGACCUCGUAAUCCUCGGCGUCGGCGUCGCGCCGGAGACGGAAUUCCUGCGGGAUAACAAGAUGCUGCGGCUCGAGCCGGACGGUUCGAUCAUGACGGACGAGAACUUUGAGGUCAGAGGGCUCAAGGACGUCUACGCCAUCGGCGACAUCGCCACCUAUCCCUACCACGGCCCGGGCGGCGACGGGAAGCCGAUUCGCAUCGAGCACUGGAACGUGGCCCAGAACGCGGGACGGACGGCUGCUGCGCACAUGACGGAUCCCUCCGCCCGCAGGCCCGGCUUCCUACCGGUGUUCUGGUCGGCGCUCGGCGGCCAGCUGCGGUACUGCGGCAACGCGGCCAACGGGUGGGAUGACGUGGUCCUGCAAGGCGAUCCGGCCGAGGCCAAGUUUGCUGCCUACUACUGCCGAGGCGAGACGGUAGUGGCCAUGGCUAGCAUGGGCAGGGACCCGGUCAUGGCGCAAAGUGCCGAGCUCAUGAGGCUCGGGAGGAUGGCCAGCAAGAGCCAGCUGUUGCAAGGGAUGGAUGCCAUGGAUGUCGGCGUACCGCCGUAG
Drechmeria coniospora is the source of this 1650-nucleotide messenger RNA. Its product is annotated as Pyridine nucleotide-disulfide oxidoreductase, FAD/NAD-binding domain protein. Gene Ontology annotation, molecular function: flavin adenine dinucleotide binding; oxidoreductase activity, acting on NAD(P)H; 2 iron, 2 sulfur cluster binding. The record is from RefSeq and is a predicted model, not a curated record. The coding region runs from base 1 to 1650 and encodes 549 amino acids. The transcript is spliced from 2 exons. NCBI's taxonomy places the organism in Eukaryota, Fungi, Ascomycota, Sordariomycetes, Hypocreales, Ophiocordycipitaceae. Gene Ontology annotation, cellular component: cytoplasm.